AUGGCCUUGGAGAAGCAGCUCAUGCAGCCGCUGGCGCAGCUGCACCAGCGGGCGCAGCAGUGGCAGCAGGCGCAGGAGCGGCGGCCGAGGCAGCAGGCGUUGGGGCACUGCCGGCUGCGCCAGCGGGCGCAGCAGUGGCAGCAGGCGCAGGAGCGGCGGCCGAGGCAGCAGGCGUUGGGGCACUGCCGGCUGCGCCAGGGGGCGCAGCAGUGGCAGCAGGCGCAGGAGCGGCGGCCGAGGCAGCAGGCGUUGGGGCACCUCCGGCUGCGCCAGGGGGCGCAGCAGUGGCAGCAGGCGCAGGAGCGGCGGCUGAGGCAGCAGGCGUUGGGGCACUGCCGGCUGCGCCAGGGGGCGCAGCAGUGGCAGCAGGCGCAGGAGCGGCGGCUGAGGCAGCAGGCGUUGGGGCACUGCCAGCUGCGCCAGCGGGCGCGGUGGCAGAUCGCCCAGGCCAGUGGGCGUCAGUUGUUUGGAGAGCAGCCGGCUGACGGCCAGGAGAUCAGCCUGCAUGAUAAACAUGGCCGCCGCUACGCCGCAAUCUUUGGGCGCAAAAAACAAAACUGGAGACUCAAGGGCGAAGGAAUCAAGAAAUGGAAGACGCAAGUCGGACUGGCAGUAGGCGACAGGCUGCGCCUGCACCGCCGGCCGGACCAGCCUAACAGCAGCAGCGGCGGCGGCAUCACCCUGGACAUUGAGCGCGUGCUGCCGGUUCCUCCUGGCACGCAGCUGCGAGCGGCCCAGCACCCGCAGCGGGUGCAGCGGGUGCAGGACGAGCAGGCAUGGCAGCCCCGGACCCACGACAGCAGCAGCAGAAGGCACAGCCUGGUUACCAGCGCCGGCGGCUUCAGCCUGGACAUUGCGCGCGUGCCGGCGGCAGCGAGGCACAAGCAAGAGCAGCAGCCAGUGCAGCAGCAGCCGGCGCAGGCGCAGCCGCCGCCACCGCCGCAGCCGCAGCCGCCGCAGCCGCCGCAGCACCACCACCAGCAGCAGCCUGGAGAGGCAACAGGGACCAUCUGGCACAUAUUGCAGCAGUAG
Molecule: messenger RNA, 1032 nt
Organism: Chlorella variabilis
Lineage: Eukaryota; Viridiplantae; Chlorophyta; Trebouxiophyceae; Chlorellales; Chlorellaceae
Product: expressed protein
Exons: 6
Coding region: 1-1032 (343 amino acids)
Source: RefSeq, a predicted model, not a curated record